AUGACCAUGGGCUGUACAGCCGCGCCCUGUAUCUACAAGAAGGGCACAACACUGGACGUACUGAUCACACUCCAGGCCAGCUUUGACGGAGCGGGAGAUCCGCGAAAGAAAACAUCGGAAAUAUUUGUCGACUUAAACAUAGGAGAGUACCGACAAAGUAAUGGAUACGCUGUCAGUGGUGUGCUUACAAAGGAUGUGGUGGUGAACCAAACGUAUACACUGUCCCAACCAUUAUCUAUGGCCACCGAUAAGAAUUACGACGAGCAUAACCCCGAAGAUCCUGAUGCACCGCAAUAUGGAUCGCCCACGGGUCCACGGGAUGUCGAAAUCACUACCUGGAUGCUUAAUUAUGAGCUCAUUAAAACCCGAGUUAGCCUGGCCACAUUUAAAGUGAAUAUCGUUGAUUAA
Molecule: messenger RNA, 408 nt
Organism: Medioppia subpectinata
Lineage: Eukaryota; Metazoa; Arthropoda; Arachnida; Sarcoptiformes; Oppiidae
Source: the annotation of a GenBank genome assembly